This is a messenger RNA of Penicilliopsis zonata CBS 506.65, 5968 nucleotides long. RefSeq lists its product as hypothetical. Gene Ontology annotation, molecular function: C-8 sterol isomerase activity; cholestenol delta-isomerase activity; steroid Delta-isomerase activity. Gene Ontology annotation, cellular component: membrane; endoplasmic reticulum. NCBI's taxonomy places the organism in Eukaryota, Fungi, Ascomycota, Eurotiomycetes, Eurotiales, Aspergillaceae. The coding region runs from base 242 to 5968 and encodes 1908 amino acids. The record is from RefSeq and is a predicted model, not a curated record. The transcript is spliced from 6 exons. Gene Ontology annotation, biological process: sterol biosynthetic process.
GGCACCGCCGGGCGCUGCGGAGUUGGCUUUGGGCGUGGAGCUUCUUUCGCCCAGUGGAAACGAACCGCCUUUUCCCCUUGCAGCGAGAGAGCCGAGCAACAACCAGGAUUGCUACCGUGAGCUACGGGGUGAUACGGUGGUACACAGCAUUAUAUACAUAUUGCGUACAUCGUCGGAUUAUAGUUAGCGAUAAAUCAAAGCGAAUUGAGCUCAAAUUUCAUCGUCGCUGGCGCUCACCACCAUGCUUGGAGAAGCCGCUCCAGCUCACCCAUACUAUCCUCUGGGAGUCGAAAUACCUGGAUAUGUGGCCAACGAAGCUUCGCUGCUGUCUCUGAUCACGAUAGCCGGUGCUGGAUGCGUGGCUUUCCUGGGUGCUGUGCUCGCUUUCGUCAGUUAUGUGCGACCGAGCUUGAAUAGAGCUGACCGGCUGGCGAUUCUCUGGUUUGUGCUGUCAGGAUCGGUUCACUGUUUCUUCGAGGGAUACUUUGUCCUGAACCGUGACCGGAUGGCGUCCAGCCAGGAUUUCUUCGCUCAGCUAUGGAAAGAGUACGCUCUCUCUGACUCGCGGUAUCUGAUUGCAGAUACCUUAGUGCUCUGUCUGGAGACCAUGACAGUGUUUCUGUGGGGACCUCUAUGUUUCGUGGUCGCCUAUACAGUACUCGUUCAACACACGAUGCGACAUCCACUGCAGAUUGUCAUGUGCAUGUGCCAUCUGUAUGGCGAUAGCCUAUACUAUGCGACCAGCCUGUACGAUGACUACAUCCACGAUCGCCCGUACUGCCGGCCAGAACGUUUCUAUUUUUGGAUCUACUACUUCCUGAUGAAUUUCAUUUGGAUUGUUGUGCCGUUCUCCGCCGUGCGGGGAGGUGCUCCCAAGACGCCGUCGCCCACGAAAAAGCCCCUAGACAUCGGGACCCCGCUAGGUGUCUACGAUACGAAUUCGGUUCGGGAGAAGGUGCGGAAAUGGCAGCAGCAAGGCGGCGGAGUGGUUACGACGCCAGACGUGUAUAUCUCGGAAGACGAGGAGAACCCGUCUGCGUCGAAACCGAAGCAAGAGAAGGAGGGGGAGCAAAAGAAGGAGAAAGAGAAAGAGAAAGAAAAGGAGAAAGAGAAAGAAAAGGAGAAAGAGAAAGAAAAGGAGAAGGAGAAAGAUAAGGCGAAGGAGAAAGACAAGGAGAAGGAAAAGGAACCAUCAAACACUACUCCGAGAGCUAGACGACGGGUCAACACCACCCCCAGAAAGCGGGUGAUCAGUGAUGAGCACUGGAGAAUAAAGCGGAGCUCGGCGAACACGCCUCCACCCAAAAAGCCGUCUCCAAAGCGGAUUUCGGUCUACACUACCAAUGAACAAAUACGGUCGCCACGAGUGCAGAAACGAAGCGCCGAAAGGGACGAGAAGCCAAAGCCAUCGCCAGCCGGCGAGAGAAACAAGAGCCAUGUGGCUUCUCCCGCACGGAAGCCAAAGUCUCCCCGGCCGGCCGAGUCCAUGAUCGAGAGCGCGAUCGAGGAGGAGGACGUGACAGACAAUGCGGCUCCCUCCCCCACAGCUCAGUCGACAAACUCGAAGAAAUCGCAACCAAAGACGAAGGAGAAGUCCGAGGUGAAAGAGAGCAUGAGAAGAGCAACGCCGCCACCAGAAGAAGAUGGGACUGAAUGGGCAUCGAGCGAGGCGGACUUCUCAGAACUAUCCAGAAGGCGUGCACGAGGGCCGGCUCCAGGAUCUGCCCCAGGGCCUGCCCCAGGCCUAGGCGAUAAACCCAGGGGACCCAUCAGUAUACCAAAGGGCGGGAUUCUUGACCACAUGAUCAGUGAAUCAAAAAAGAUCUUUGCAAAAGCAGAGCCGCCGAAACCUGUGCCAACCCGGGGCGCCAAAAUUGAGGCUUGGCUUUCAAAUACACCAGAUCCUUUCAUGGAUGAAGAUGAAACCCCCGUGGAGGUCCCAGCGCCGCUAAACACCAAAUCCAGGCGUCUCAAGGAGGCCCAGCAAUCCGGUGGCAGCAGUCGUGAACGUACGACAGGAACGGACCUGUCAACAGAUGACGAACGCCGCAAGAGCAUCGCGAAGCGACGAAGCAAGGGGGGCGAGGACUCACCCAAGUCUGAGAAAGAUCAGCCAACUGACCAAACGGCUCCAAAGGCGAAAACCGAGGCCCCUGCACCCUCGACUGAAAAGCGAACAGACAAACAAAAGGGCAACGACCCAUCGCCUAAACCUAAACCUAAAGAAGACUCUACUGUCUCACGGGAGAAAUCACGUGGAGGACACCACAACGCCUCUGGCAUAGAGACGCAGUCGUUCUCGGAUGGAUCUGAAGUCUCCAGCAACAAUGCCCCCAUUCCUGUCGGUCUAAGACGGCCAUUCCCUAGCACUGGCAUCCACAGGCUUUCCACCAUUGCCUCAGAUAUCGUUUCCGACUCGGAGGAAAGGGAUACUUUCGAUCCUCACUCACUGCCGAGAGUUCCUUCGAAGCUGAAGCGACGCCUGACCACCCAUGAUGAUCUCAUCUCAGUUUUGUCUGUUCCGAAUUCUAGAAGCCGAAGCAUCAGGUCGGCCAGAAGUGUUCGGUCCAACAGGACUCGUCUCACCGCUGUAACGAUCGAGGAGUUGAUGCAGGAGCUAGCGACAGACGAGGCGAAGUAUAUGCGGGAGCUGAAGACCCUGGUCGGUGGAGUCAUUCCCGUACUGCUCGCCUGCGUCUUAUCUAGGUCGGACUCUGCCAUCGCAGCCGGCCUUUUUCGGCCCUCGCUGGAUCCAAAGGAUGACUUGAAUUUUACAAAACCAAUCGUCGAUAUGGGUGUCGCUCUGGAGCGCCUCAAAACCCUUCAUAAGCGGAUACCGCAGGACAACGCUGAAGCCCUCAUGACGUGGGCGUUUGGCGCGCAACGAGUCUACCGGGACUACCUCAAGGCCUGGAGACUUGGGUUCCGAGACGUCAUCGUCAAUCUUGCCCCUCUGGAAGAAGAUGAAGGUGCGAAUAAUUCGGAUACUAAGAGCUUGGAUGAAGGCCUCGAUAGAGAUGAGAAUGGCGACGUCAUCGACAGCGAUGGUGAAAAAGUCGACGUUGCAUACCUUCUGAAGAGGCCGCUUGUACGUCUAAAGUACUUGUCAAAGACAUUUAAAGGGAUCUACACCCUGAAGCCGUCUGGUAAGGCCGAAGAAGUAGUUUUGGGUUACCAGAAUCUGGUCACCGAUGCCCGCCGUCGGGCAAGAGAGGAACGGGCACGGCUCGAGGAUGAAUCUGCUGCUAGCAUAGAUCCCACGCAGGCUUGUGAUCCGGCCACUCUGAAUGCUGUCACUGAAGUCAUUGUGGACCAGAAACGACGGGUUCGGGCUCGUGACUUCUUCAACAUGUCUCUUUACCACACCAGCGGUCAGAUUAUCGACUGUCGUGUCGAACUUCUUUUGAGAGACAACCCCCCGGAAACCGGGCCCGGAGGAGAUCUGCUCGUUUGUGAGAUCGAUCAAGCCGACCGCUGGCUGCUCUUCCCUCCCAUCGAUAUCGGCUGCAUUUCUGCCCGUGCCAGUGAUGCCAAGGGAGAGAUUGUCAUGAUGCUGCGAAGCGCCCCUGGGGCGGAGAAAGCCUGGCAAGAAUUGCUCUUGCUUCGGAUUGAGGAGGUGGAAAUUGCACUCGAAUGGGUUCAGUUGCUGGGCACCAAGCCAACUCCACCAGCUAUCUGCAGGACCCAGAGUUUCAUCGACCGGGCAAAGGAACAUAAACGGAGGCAGUCUGCAGGUGCUGAGACCUCGCAUCACCGCAGAGGUCCGUCUGGUCCUGGUGCGGCCAAUAGCCCAACAAGGGAAAAAUCCGUUUCUCGUACAAGAAAGCGAUCAUCCACUGUAGGGGGUACGAGCACUGAAUCCAGCACCAUCGGUCCGUCUUCAGCUACUGGCUCGCGAAGCUCUCUGCAUUCUGAAAUCACCCGUGACUCGGGCUAUGCAGAAAACAGCUCGGAGAAGCCUCUGAAGCCCGUGAAAAAGUCCCAAGUCCCUCUGCCUUCGCGGCGCGAUACCGAGACAGCCGAAGAGAAACAGACCCAUGGACUGAAACGCACCAAGGCGAAGAGGGUCUCACGCUAUGGAGAGCUAUCUCCCGAUGAGCAGAGAGCAGCAACUCCCGUGACGCCUCAGAAGGAGCACUCUGAUGACGCCUCGCAUAGCAAGUCUCCCGGCGAGCAGCACGCUCCUAGACCCGCCAUCAACCGAACCUUGGAGAAAAUGUCUCAGCGCCUGUCCUCUGUUCCCUCAAUGGAUCUACCCACUAUCCAGAAGAUUCGGACUCGAAGCAGUCAAAGUUAUGUAACCGAGUCCUCUAGCACCAUCUCCGAUGAUGACGAGUCCUCGGUCUCCCUGGUAAUGGAUGAGGGGCCCGCACCGCCGCCUCAUCGCUCGCCACCUUCUUCUCAGCAGAAGGCAUCUGAUGUUCCGCUCCUGAGUCCUACCACUGGGCGGCAAAAGCGGCGAGCUUCGUCGCCCUUGAAACAUGAAUAUGAGCCGUCCACAGCGUCCGAUUCAUAUUCAUCAGAGUCUGAUACCUCAACAGUUCGACACUAUGAUAUGGAAUCCAUAUCAAUUUCGUCAGACUCGGACUCUUCGGAGGUGGCAUCUGAUGAGGACGACGAAUUUGAUGAUGAAGAUGAUAUAUCCUUGCAUCCAGAGCGAGGUGGCGCUCGUGACAAGUGGGCAGCCGUGGAGGCAUCAGUUCUGACUUCCAAGAACAGUACUCUAUCCCCCUCGAAUUCGGCAUCGCAGGCAGGAUAUAGAACAGUGCCUGCGCAGCCCUCCAAGGCAACCAAAGCCAUCGCCUCUAUCUUUGCAUGGUCUGACAAGGGUUCCUGGGAACCCCUGUUACCUGAUGAGUGCAGCGUUGUCAUCACCCCUGGUAUCAUCGAGGUGUAUGAGAUGAGUGCGGCCCACUCUGCGAACGAAGAAAAUGCCAUGGACGGGGUCCAGCCCUUGAUCGCCAUGGAGCUGACACCGCUCGUUCCGACCCGGCGUGGCACAGCCGUUGACAUCAGUAUCCGCUCUCCUCCCAUCGAGCGAUCUAAAAUCAAGACCAGUAACAACAUCCUGUUCCGUUCUCGCACCACUGAGGAAUGUGAGGCCCUGUACGGACUCAUCAACCAAGCUCGAAUAAACAACCCGACUUACAUUGCACUUCAAAACGCUCGCGGCCCGUUUAGCAACCAGCCCAUCAGUUUUGAAGAAACAACUCGCACCGGAUGGCUCGGAUGGCCACGCCGCCGCAAGAGUUAUCGUGCAUCCAACUCUCCUCGAUCGCUGGCCGAUGUCUCGGAGAGUAGCGUGGGGACCAUGAACAGCGCGUUUUCUGCCCUGAAACGGUUCCCCGGCAGCAAGAUGUUCAACUUGGGACGGUCGACGAUCAGCUCGCAGAAAGGCGACAGCCUGUUUUCCAGCUCGUCUUCCCCGUCCUCGGGGAUCGAGCGCAUCGCCGCCGCAGCCAAGGGCGUCGACGGGAUCGGCCUGUCCAACGCCAAGAUCCGUCUUUACCUGCGAGAAACCCAGUCCAAAUGGCGGGACAUGGGCGCCGCCCGGUUGACCAUCAUGCCCGCCGACCCUAGUCCUGCACGCCCGGACACGGCCGUGAGUCGGCGCAGCGACUCGAGUCUUGCCGGCCCCCCUCCCUCCACGGACGGAGCAGAGAGCAACGGCAGCCCGCCAGCGUCGGGUGCCAGCUCGCCCCGCCGCGAGGCCGAGUCGCGCAAACGCAUCAUCGUCCGCGGUAAGACGCGCGACGAGACCCUUUUGGACGUGUGUCUGGAGGAGAGCUCGUUCGAGCGCGUGGCCCGCACGGGCAUCGCGGUCUCCGUCUGGGAGGAGAACGAGGGCGGCGGCAUUGCAAAGCAGGGCGGGGUCACCGUCAAACAGUUCCGCGUGUAUAUGAUCCAGAUGAAGAGCGAGGCCGAGGCGGCGUAUACCUUUGGCCUGGUAGGGAAGCUUCGCUAUUAG